Molecule: messenger RNA, 273 nt
Organism: Babesia ovata
Lineage: Eukaryota; Apicomplexa; Aconoidasida; Piroplasmida; Babesiidae
Product: ribosome binding protein, putative
Exons: 1
Coding region: 1-273 (90 amino acids)
Source: RefSeq, a predicted model, not a curated record
AUGAACCCUCUCCACAAGCUGGCGCACGAGACCAUCCCCGAGUACCUCUACGGCAUCCGUGCCCCCUUCCUCUUCUGCAUCAUAGCGCUCUGGCUCACCGCCACGCUCUACAUCCACUCACUGCUCUAUCGCAUGGAUGCUGCGCAUCCGCUCGCACCUACUUACCACCAGGGCCUCACACUCAUCGACGUCAAGGCGCUGCUCGCCGGCAGCCGCAGGAUGCUCUCACUAUACGGUGAUGUCGAUUACUUUGACGAUGACUUUCACUCAUGA